ACGGCCCGGGACCGCCCCGCUCGGAGCCUGGGCGGAGUCAGCGCCGGCGGCGAUAGACGAGCUGGGCGGGAGUGUGCAGCCGGCAGCCGGAGGGACCGCGCCUGCCGCCGCCGGAGCCGGGAGCCGGGGAGCCGCCGAUCGAGUCAUGUGGCUGGAAAUUCUGCUCACCUCCGUGCUGGGCUUUGUUAUCUACUGGUUCGUCUCCAGGGACAAGGAGGAAACUUUGCCGCUUGAAGAUGGGUGGUGGGGGCCUGGGUCGAGGCCCACGGGCCGGGAGGAUGAGAGCAUCCGUCCUUUCAAGGUGGAAACGUCAGAUGAGGAGAUCAACGACUUACACCAGAGGAUCGACAAGGCCCGUUUGACCCCGCCGUUGGAGGACAGCCGCUUCCACUACGGUUUCAACUCCAACUAUCUGAAGCAAAUCGUCUCCUACUGGCGGAAUGAAUUUGACUGGAAGAAACAGGUGGAGAUUCUCAACAGAUACCCCCACUUCAAGACCAAGAUUGAAGGGCUGGACAUCCACUUCAUCCACGUGAAGCCCCCGCAGCUGCCCUCUGGCCGCACCCCAAAGCCCUUGCUGAUGGUGCACGGCUGGCCCGGCUCCUUCUACGAGUUUUAUAAGAUCAUCCCGUUCCUCACUGACCCCAAGAGCCACGGCCUGGGCGACGAGCAUGUUUUUGAAGUCAUCUGCCCUUGCAUUCCUGGCUACGGCUUCUCAGAGGCGUCCUCCAAGAAGGGCUUUAACACCGUGGCCACUGCCAGGAUCUUCUAUAAGCUGAUGCUGCGGCUGGGCUUCCAGGAAUUCUAUGUUCAAGGAGGGGACUGGGGGGCCUUGAUCUGCACCAACAUAGCCCAGCUGGUGCCCAGCCACGUGAAAGGCCUGCACUUGAACAUGGCUUUCGUUUUAAGAAGUUUCUACACCCUGACCCUUCCCCUGGGACGGCAUUUCGCGGGGCUUUUCGGCUACACCCACAAGGAUGUGGAGCUGAUGUACCCCUUCAAGGAGAAGAUAUUCUACAGCCUAAUGAGGGAGAGCGGCUACAUGCACAUCCAGGCCACCAAGCCCGACACCGUGGGCUGCGCUCUCAAUGACUCUCCCGUGGGACUGGCCGCCUAUAUUCUAGAGAAGUUUUCCACCUGGACCAAGUCGGAGUUCCGAGACCUGGAGGAUGGAGGCCUGGAGAGGAAGUUCUCCCUGGAUGACCUGCUGACCAACAUCAUGCUCUACUGGACAACGGGCAGCAUCACCUCCUCCCAGCGCUUCUACAAGGAGAACCUGGGACAGGGCUACAUGGCCCACAAGCACGAGCGGAUGAAGGUCUAUGUGCCCACCGGCUUUGCUGCCUUCCCGUGUGAGCUGUUGCACGCCCCGGAAAACUGGGUGAAGUUCAAGUACCCGAAACUGAUCUCGUAUUCCUACAUGCCCCGUGGGGGCCAUUUCGCCGCCUUCGAGGAGCCACAGCUGCUGGCUCAGGACAUCCGCAAGUUCGUCGGGCUGCUGGAGCGGCAGUGACGCCCGCGUGGCAGGUCCCUCGCCGACCCCUGCCGCUUCAGCUGGAUGCCCCCAUUCUCCCAGGGCCUGCUCCCCGAGGGAGUGGGGCUGCCAAGGGGGCGGCCUCCCAGUUUUCUCUCGGUGCAGAGGCCCUUUUUCUGAGAAUGAGUUUGCUUCUGUUCCCUGCCCACGCUGGCACCCCGUGCUCACUGCCUGCACGCGCACUCGCCCACCCCACCCCCAACACACACGUGUUAAGCAACGUGGCUUUGACGAUAAAUGAUUUUACUUCCAAAA
Equus caballus (horse) is the source of this 1789-nucleotide messenger RNA. RefSeq names its product epoxide hydrolase 1 (gene EPHX1). Gene Ontology annotation, molecular function: epoxide hydrolase activity. Gene Ontology annotation, biological process: epoxide metabolic process; arachidonate metabolic process. The record is from RefSeq and is a predicted model, not a curated record. NCBI's taxonomy places the organism in Eukaryota, Metazoa, Chordata, Mammalia, Perissodactyla, Equidae.